Molecule: messenger RNA, 4725 nt
Organism: Nerophis ophidion (straightnose pipefish)
Lineage: Eukaryota; Metazoa; Chordata; Actinopteri; Syngnathiformes; Syngnathidae
Product: E3 ubiquitin-protein ligase TRIM39-like
Exons: 4
Coding region: 167-1681 (504 amino acids)
Molecular function (GO): zinc ion binding; protein binding
Source: RefSeq, a predicted model, not a curated record
UUCCCGUAGCUCAGCAAACAGCCUCCUUCCGGAAAGGAAUGUGGUUCUUCCUGGCAAGCACGAGUGCCGACUGCCAGUCUCAUUUCUCUCGUCGCCCGCAGCCUCGCCAGGACUCUGAGCGCAGCCCGCCCCGGGUUUUGAAGAGACAAGAGCCGGACCACGAACCAUGAGCUUCACCAAGCCGGAGGAGCAGCUGGCCUACGAGCUGAGCUGCGCCAUCUGCCUGCAGAUCUACGCCGACCCCGUGGUGCUGCCCUGCGGCCACAACUACUGCCAGGCCUGCAUCUCCCGCUCCACCGGCGCGGCGGCGCUGCGUUGCCCCGAGUGCCGCUCCGAGUUCGCCGACGUCCAGUCCCUGCAGAGGAACUUCAAGCUGUCCGGCAUCGUGGCGGGUUACCUGGCGGCCUCGUCCGGGCUCAGCCCUCAGUCCAGCCAGAAGGAGACGGAGGAGAAGCCCGAGCCGGAGUCCGAGGACGGGAAGGGGAAGGAGGCUGAGGACAAGUGCUGUGACCUUCACGGACGUCCACUGGAGUACUUCUGCUCCAAGGACAUGACCCUGCUGUGCUCCAAGUGCUUCAUGGAGGGUCGGCACCACGGACACGACGUUCUCACCUGCGGGGUCGCCGAGGAGGAGAUGAGGCUGGCACUGGAGGCCCGGACCAAGGUGUUAUCCAGCAGGCUGCAGAUGACCCAGUUCCUGGUCCAGAAGGCCAAAGAAGAGCAGGGCCAGUCAGAGGCCAUCGGGGACAAGCUGGUCAACAGGGCCGUCACGCUGGUGGACACCAUGGCCGGCCUUGUGGACGGGUACAGGGAGAGAUUGCACACGCUCUUGGAGGAGGAGCGAGGCCAGCGUAGGAAGAAAUGGCAGCUAGGACUGAGCGCACUGGAGGACAAAGAGCAGCAGCUGGUAGACGUCCGGCAAAGUGCAAUCGAGGCUCUGGGAGAGACCGACACCUGUGCGUUCAUACACAGGUUCAUGUCGGUAGAUCAGAAGAUGCAAGAGGCGGUGACAGUCGCCGUCCCCUGCAAGAUCCCCAGCAAAGCUCCCCUCAACACCAAGCAGCUGCAGGCCGACCUGAGGACCGAGGACUUCCGAGCGGAAAUGAGCCGCCUGUGCGAGUCCCUGUGCAUCCUCCUCAAUCCCCUGGAGCUCACCUUCAACUCCUGCACCGCCCACCCCAGCCUGCAGCUGAGCGCCGACCAGCGCACGGUCAAGUACAGCCCCGCCAAGCAGCCCUACGCCGACCACCCGGAGCGCUUCGCCAGCGCCCCGCAGGUCAUGUGCAGCCAGGGCUUCUCCGGCGGCGAGCACGUGUGGGUGGUGGAGGUGGGGCCCGACAGCAUGUGGUCGCUGGGGGUGUGCUACAAGAGCAUCCCACGCCGCGGCGACCACAGCCGCCUGGGACACAACUCCGUGUCCUGGCGGCUCCAGUGGAAAGGCGGGAAACUGACGGUGUGCAAGUCCUCGUCCAACGUGGUCCUGCGGGAGAUGCUCAAGCAGCCGGAGAAGAUCGAGGUGGCCCUGGACUUUGAGGGCGGCACCCUGAUGUUCCACAGCAUCAAAAACCACAGGGAGCACCUGUACACCUUCAAGGCCACCUUCAAAGAGGCCGUUUAUCCCGCCUUUAGCAUCCACUCCAGCACUCCCGAAUCCUGGAUUACUCUCCAUUGUGGCUUGUAAUAACACUGCCUGACAAAAAAGACGUCGUAUAUUCCAAACCAGGGGUAGGGAACCUAUGGUUCUAGAGCCAGAUGUGGCUCUUUUGAUGACUGCAUCUGGCUCUCGGAUAAAUCUGAGCUGACGUUGCUUAACACGAUAAUUAUGGAUAAUUUCGCUGGUAAUCACAGUGCUAAAAAUAACGUACAAAAUAGAUGCAUUUAAAUCCAUCCAUCCGUUUUCUACCGCACCUGUUCAAGAAGUCGCAUUAAUGGUAAGAAGUAUUUUAUGUCACGAUGGGGGGGGGGGGUUCGUUCUCCCAGGAAGGCAGACAGACUACUCGGGACAUGGCAUUUAGGUAAAAACAUGAUUUCAUUUUAACUAAAAAAAGAUACAAACACAACUUGGGCUAAGGAACAAAGCUAACGCAUAAACAGACUAAGAACAUAAAUCCAACAAAACUUACUUGGCAUGGGAUGAAGCACCAAACUAUGGCAAGGCAUGAAACAAGUCAACACAGGGCGACUGACUGGCAAAGACGAGCUUAAAUGCUGCCUCUGAUUAGUGCUCGGGAAGCAGGUGAGCGGGCAUAAUCACAGUGGUAAAAAUAACGUACAAAAUACAAAACAUUCUCAUGCAUUUAAAUCCAUCCAUAUGUUUUUCUACCGCACCUGUUCAAGAAGUCGCAUUAAUGGUAAGAAGUAUUUAUGUCACGAUGGGGGGGGGGUUGCAGCUUGCUGUGGGGUCGUUCUCCCAGGAAGGCAGAUGGACUACUCGGGACAUGGCAUUUAGGUAAAAACAUGAUUUCAUUUGAACUAAAAAAACAUACAAAGAAAAAUCGCUCACAGCGGAGGCACAACUUGGGCUAAGGAACAAAGCUAACGCAUAAACAGACUAAGAACAUAAAUCAAACAAAACUUACUUGGCACGGCAUGAAGCACGAAACUAUGGCAAGGCAUGAAACAAGUCAACACAGGGCGACUGACUGGCAAAGACGAGCUUAAAUACUGCCUCUGAUUAGUGCUCGGGAAGCAGGUGAGCGGGCAUAAUCACAGUGCUAAAAAUAACGUACAAAAUACAAAACAUUCUCAUGCAUUUAAAUCCGUCCAUCCGUUUUCUACCGCACCUGUUCAAGAAGUCGUAUUAAUGGUAAGAAGUAUUUUAUGUCACGAUGGGGGGGGGGGUCGUUCUACCAGGAAGGCAGACGGACUACUCGGGACAUGGCAUUUAGGUAAAAACAUGAUUUCAUUUUAACUAAAAAAACAUACAAAGAAAAAUCGCUCACAGCGGAGGCACAACUUGGGCUAAGGAACAAAGCUAACGCAUAAACAGACUAAGAACAUAAAUCAAACAAAACUUAUUUGGCAUGGCAUGAAGCACCAAACUAUGGCAAGGCAUGAAACAAGUCAACACAGGGUGACUGACUGGCAAAGACGAGCUUAAAUGCUGCCUCUGAUUAGUGCUCGGGAAGUAGGUGAGCAGGUGGACAAAAUGAGUAACCAAGGAAACCAGACAAUGGAGUGGAAAAAAACAGGAACUUAAAGAGUCCAAAGGACAAACAGCACAUGGCCAAACAAAAACAUGAUCAACAGACAUGACAUUUUAUUUAUUAUUGGUUAGCUUCAGAACAACAAUGUUAUUAAAAAGAAUAAGAGACUUAUUAUACUCUAAAAAUGUUGGUCUUACUUAAAAAUGGACGCAUUUAGUUGUAUUCAGUGUUAAAAAAUACGAUAUGGCUCUCAUGGAAAUACAUUUUGAAAUAUUUGGCUUUCAUGGCUCUCCCAGCCAAAAAGGUUUCCGACCCCUGUUCCAAACCAUGCAGCCGCAGAGAAUAUAUUAACAUAUUUUUAAAGCUUAUCAACAUCACUUUAACGGAGCAUUCCAAUCACACAAUCACUUGUUUACAAGGAUUGACUAUGUUGAUUAUCGUAGACAAGUGUAUGCCAUAGCUAAAACGGCUAAAACGACGUCUCCCUGCAGGCGUUUAAUGAAAAUUAUUUGAGGAAAAUCCAUAAAUAAGCCGCACAGUUUAAUAAGCCGCAUGGUGCAAAGCGGAGGGAAAAAAGCAACGGCCUAUAGAUUGGAAUUUACGGUAAAUAUAUAAUAAAUAUAUAGCUGCGUGGUAGAGUGGCCGUGCCAGCAACUUGAGGGUUGCAGGUUCGAUUCCCGCUUCCGCCAUCCUAGUCACUGCCGUUGUGUCCUUGGGCAAGACACUUUACCCACCUGCUCCCAGUGCCACCCACACUGGUUUAAAUGUAACUUAAAUAUUGGGUUUGACUAUGUAAAGCACUUUCAGUCACUAGAAAAAAAGCGCUAUAUAAAUAUAAUUCACCCUGCCUUGUUUUUAAUGAACACUUAGGCCUACUGCAUUUUAAUGUCGGUCAUGAUGGUGGUACUUGGAGAGCCAAGUGCUUUCUGAGGUGCUUCUUGGUGGGAAAACCACUGAACUGAAGGGAUAGAAGCUCUAUUUUUUUUUUGUGUUGUGUUUUUUCCUUUUAAUGUGUUGUUACUUUAGCUUUCCAUAAACAAAUGCAAUCCUUUCUUUUUGCUUUGUAACUAGGAUGUUUGCCCGCCAGGUGGCGCUGAUUCAACCCAUUCAAAGCAUGCAGUGAAGUGUUCAAUCUUGCGAGAGAAUGAUAGCGUGUGUCUCCAUAGAUGUACAGCAGGAAGGAGAGUCACACGGCUCCAUUUGUCACAAUUUACCUGACACGUGAAACGUGACGAAUCAGGGGGCUGCACUAUCGACUUUAGCCGGCAAAUGGCACUGUUUUUAAUGAUCUUAAAAUGCGUUUUUUGGCAAGUCCAGCUUUGACCACAACCCCAGUUGCUGUGUAGAGAGGCGCUUUCCAUCAUUUUCAGCAGACUGCUUUGCAAAAAUGAUUAACCCCCUACUUUCCUCUCAUGGUCGAUGCACCUAGGAAUGGGGCCAUGUGAAUCCCUUUCUUACUGACUUUUUUUUUAACUCUUAAAACACAGGAGUAGUAUAAACAAACUGAUUAAUUUGUGUUUUACAUGUAAACAUGAUUUGUGAACUUUUUCUACACAACAAAUAAAAUAUAAUGAGAAUA